UUAUAGGAGGAUGUUAAAAAUACCCUGGAUAGAAAAAGUAGGAUAUGAUGAAAUAUUAGAAAGAGUAGGAGAAUAGGGGGCGUUGUGGAAAUCAAUUACAAACAGGCGAGAUAGGGUUCAAAGGACACCUUCCCAGAUGAAAGGCUAGUUAGAGAUAUAUUAGAAGCAGAAACAGGAGUUAAGGAGGGUAAAGGUAAACCUAGAGAUUAUUGUUCGCAAAUAUUAGUUAGACAUGUAGGUUGCUCUAGUUUUCGAGAAAUACAAAGAUUGGCUGAAGAUAGGGAAAAGUGGUAGUGCCUGUCCAGCCAGUCUUGGGGCUGAAGACCUUUUGAUCUCUAGACCUCAUACCUAUGCUAAAAGCUAAAGGCUUAUUAGAGAUAUAUUAGAAGCAGAAACAGGAGUUAAGGGGGGUAAAGGUAGAUCUAGAGAUUAUUGUUCGCAAAUAUUAGUUACACAUGUAGGUUGCUUUAGUUUUCGCGAUAUACAAAGAUUGGCUCAAGAUAGGGAAAAUUCCCCGUCCAGCCAGUCUUGGGGCUGAAGACCUCUUGAUCUCUAGACCUCAUACCCAUGUUAAAAGCUAAAAUACAAGACUGACAUUGAAAUGUUUAGAUCUUCUAAUGGUUACUACUCUACGCGUAAUUUAUAAACGUUGUUGACGACGCUACUUCUACCUUUUACUACUCUGUCGUAAACUGCCAGUUAACGCGUCCAAUUUACUUAACAAUUAGUUGUUUUUGUGACUUCUGUCUAAUUUUGUCCGUUUCUAUUUCUAAACGAAACGUCGGACGCACGCGUUUGUUAAGAGUCCACGGUAGGUACAUAAAUAAAAACGACAGAAACAAAAUAUAUAUGCACAUACAUACAUACAUAGACACAUGUGUAAGUAUAUAACGUCAACAGAUACAAACACUUAUAAACGUUUCUGGGUAUAUUUCUAUUUUACAUAUGCCGGAUAUUACAUAUGUCUCACCCUUUUUUAGUUUUUCCUUUAAUUCCUUAAUUAUUGUUUCCGUUGCGGUGCCUAUUUAUAUUAGUAUUAUUUAAAUUCACAUGUUCGCUGUACCCAGUGACUUUUUUUAAUCGGAAAUCGUUAAUUGUAGAAACUUUAUUUACACGGUAUACGUACACUUAACAAGGCAUUAUACGUUUGUUUUAUGCCUGUUUUACAGCGAUGAUGAUGUUGUUUAAAACUGUCGCUGAACAAAACGAACGUCCGUCGUCUGAAUACAGAAUCUUUUAAAACGUUUUGUUACGUCAAUGAAUGAAUGAAUUUCAUUUACAUUACGCCGGAAUCGUGUCAUUUCUGGACCUGUCCACGCUCUCUCCCGCGAAAAGUGAAAUCACUUUUUGACGUGAUACUAAUUUUUUUGUUGUUGUUUCACUUUUGAAUCUCCCGCUAUUUUUUGCGUUGUUUAUUGUGUGAGUUUGGUGACCACUUGCAAGCAUGGAUCGCACAAUGUAUGGUAAAUUUGUACCCGGCACCCUUCAUCCCUACCAGUGCACGCUUAAGAAGGGAACGUUGCCCGGUUGUAAGAAACGAUUCAAAAACGAACUUCGUCAGUAUCAGAAGAUUCCGAUUUACGUAGUCGAAUAUCACCACGAAGUGUUACCGUUUAUUUACAGAAAUAUCGGUUCGAAAUAUUUACCCCUUGAAGGCACUCCCCUCGUGCACUUCGACUCUCACCCCGACAUGCUCAUAGAUCCGAAAUUGACAAUUGAAACGGUUUACGAUAAAGAAUCUUUGUACGAAAAAAUCAGCAUUGAAAGUUGGAUUUUACCCGGAACUUUUACGGGUCAGUUUGGUGGUGUUAUUUGGGUGAAACCUUUCUGGGCUCACCAGAUGGACGACGGCAAGCGAAUCGUCAAUAUCGGUGAAGAUAAAUCCAAUGGAUGCAUAAGAUUGGAUUGCAAAGAAGACUAUUUUGUAUCGGAAUGCAUUUUUACAGAAAAAGAAAAUUUGAAGAAUGAACGGCAAUUUAAUUUGAAUGUAAUCACAAUGAAUAAAGACCAAGUGGAUUGGAAUGGUAUCGAAUGUAUUUUGAAUGACUCUUUAAAGGAUAAACGUUUUAUAUUGGAUGUAGACCUCGACUUUUUUAGUACCCACAAUCCUUUCAAAAAUAUUUACGACAAAGUCAAUCUUUACGCGCUUCUUAAAAAAUUGUAUUAUUGUGAUUCCAUUAAAACUACCACUGAUGAUGUUGCUACUUUGGUUAGUAAAAGAAUUAAACAAAUGACCCAGUUGGAAAGUAUUUUUAAUUAUUUGGACGCAAACAGGAAGCUGCCUUCUCCGGAAGGGUAUGAUCAGGAUAUUUAUAAUUCCGUUGAUGAUGUUAGGAAAAUACUGUUAGAAAAAUACGAAGAAAAGGAUGUGGAUUGGGAAUUGGUUCAUCUGGCAGGUUGUACUUGUGAUAAUUCUGAACUGCCUCAUUACGUCUGUAGUUCUGAAGAAUUCGAAAUUAUGUAUACAAAGUUUAAAAAAUUCCUCGAUAUCUUACCAAGUUCUCCAACUAUUGUAACUAUAUCUCGAUCUACAGAAGACGAUUAUACUCCUGAUGAAUACGUAGAAGAAAUUCAGAGCAAAGUAAUUGAGAUACUUAAGAAUAGAUUUUGUUGUGAUGAUCCUAUUUUAAGUUAUUUAGAUGUUGACACCGAAUAAUAUUAUAAAAUGUAAUUUAUCUUAUUAUAAAU
Molecule: messenger RNA, 2688 nt
Organism: Agrilus planipennis (emerald ash borer)
Lineage: Eukaryota; Metazoa; Arthropoda; Insecta; Coleoptera; Buprestidae
Gene: MESR6
Product: UPF0489 protein C5orf22 homolog
Exons: 2
Coding region: 1445-2656 (403 amino acids)
Source: RefSeq, a predicted model, not a curated record